GGGGGGAGCAAAUUAAAAGUUGCCAAAUGGAGAUAUUGGGUUUCAAGAGGAGUGAGACAGGAGUAAAGGGUUUGCCUCUUUGAGUCGUCUUUAUGUUUUGCUAAUCGGGAUUAAUAUGUAUGCCGCGACACGGUGUUGUCCUGUAGCUUUUUCGACGGAUUCAAGCCGACGUGUUCAAAAUAGGCGUCGUCUCCACCGCGGCUAGCUAACCAGAACAGGCCGAUGUUUAUCGUUAAAAUGCCGCGGAGCGUCCAGUCCCUGGAUCUUUCCAGAUCAGACCAGAUUGCGGAUAUGGGGACAGAAACCCCGAUUGAAACGCAUCGGUUCGACAUAUCGAGACAAAUGUGACGUUUUUCAUGCUGGCAGAUGAGCCACAUAGAGGACAAAUGAAAGCCUCCCCAACAGAGAAAGAAAGAUCACGUCAGAGACGACCAGCCACAGGCUGGACGACGGGGGUUUUUGUGCUGCUUGAAUGCGAUUAUCAUUCUGUCGAUUCAGUCUAUUUUUGGAAAUAAAACUUGCAAGCUGUACAUUAGCUGACUUACUAGGGCAAUGGCGUUACGUUGCAGAACCAGUAGCAGGAAUGGAGCAGGGGGUAGCUUGGCUGGCUUCGAAGCAUGCAUGCUAGGGCGGAUUUCGAACAAUGAAUUGAGCCUGAAAUUAACCAAAAUGUUCGUUCUUUCCGGAAAUCAACGUGCGAUUAAACACCUCAGAUUGAGAUUAAACAUUUUUUAUCGACAUGUUUUUUUCCCAUUAAACGCGAAAUGCUCGUUUCCAAUGCCUUAUUACACUCUUGCCCUGUGUUACUCAAAUACAACAACCGUUGGAAUUUAAUCCGAAUGUAACAUGUCCAUCUCGUAACGUCUUUACUUUGUAAACCGUUAACGGUUGAUUUUGGGUGGUUAACAUAUUUGAAUUUCGAAAAAGUGAAAUAGACGUCUUUUUAUUAACUUAUUUGACGUGGAAGCCGCGCUCACUUGGAUGUUAAUUCAUCAAAUAAAUUACGAAGACAAUAAUCGUUUGUUUUCCGUUUUUGUAUUGAAUUCUGACAAUUAAUUGUAACAGCUCUUUUGACAUUGGCUACUUUUGAAGGACAGGAGAGCCUCUAUCUGCUUCAUAUUCCUUCUACCGCUAAAAUGUCCUCGAUUCGUAAUACAUAUUUAAGAAAAUAUUCGGUAUACAUUUACUUUUGGCUCAUUUUGAUGAAUAUUCUUGUUGUUGCGGCCAGUUUUCAUGUAACAUUUUGUAUGAAGCCCCGUCGUCCUUUGUUCUGCUCUGACCAAAGAUGGAGGCUAAACGUGGCUCAGUUGAAAAGACAGCCUAUGUCCUGGUAACAGCCAUUUUGUAGCAUUGCAGCUGUAAUGUUUAACACAUCCCCAGGAGCACAGUCUUUAUGUUCAUGACUUUUUAAAACAACACAACAUAUGAUUUAAGAAUCACUGUGUUAUCAUGUCAAUAUUUGAUUUGUGACAUGGAAAUUUGUAUUUUUAUGACUCUUAAAUACAAUAAAUACAUCAUUAAAAACAACAGUGCUUGAAAAAAUACCCCAAAAAAGAGUCAAAUCUCAUUACUCUCCUGUACCAAGUCACGUCUCCUUGGCUAUUUUGCCCCCUUUAGUUGUAGUACACCCAGAUAGAUACAUGCUACAGUAGGCUGACACAACAUAAAGCCAACACCUCACUCAAUGUAGAAACUCAAACAACCAUUCAAGGUAUAAAUGGAGCAGGGUGGAGUUAUUUACACUCAAAUGCCCAUUUUCACUCAGUGCAGACUCUAAAGACAACCAAUGUGGGACAGCCGAGGAGGGUAAUGGGUGGGAGUUAGUCUGUAAGAGACAAACAUCUGUAGGAGGGGAUAAGGGCCAUCCUGCUUUCUACUUGUAUACAGUUCUCCCAUAGUGCUGAAUGACAUAUCUGUCCCCCUCUUCCUCUCAAACCCACAUUUCACACACCCAUCUCUUUGUUUCUAUCUCACCUACUUCAUUCUACAGAACUCCCACACCCUGUAUCUCACAUGUUUAAUUUGUAAUCUUACUAAAAGCAGUAUCUCGCCCUACAGCCCAGAAAACAAAGGUGUUAAAUGACUGAAUCCAUGCUUCCUGCAGGAGAUCUGUGUCAUGGAUGAUGAGGACGAUCGCCGUCUUCUGGAUAUUUUAGGAGAUGUGGAUGCAUUGAAUGACUAUCUCCAUGGCAGCAACAGCAAGUCUAUCGAAGAAGAUGAUGUAACAAAUGCAGCUUAUGGGUCGGAUGGAUCCUUCUUUGCCAGUGACACGGCUGGCUCCAACUCUGGCCUCAAGGAUGGUUCCUCUUCAAUGGCUGAGUUUGGAGAGGAUUCAGCAGGGGCAGGCCUCCAGCUUUCCAGCAGCCUUUCAUUUAUCGAGGAUGAAUUGGGUCCGGAGACGUCUCCUGGAGGGGUGGACCUCGGGGGUGAGGACCAGCCCUUUGACAUCCUGCAGAAGUCUCUCAUGGAGGCCGACAUCACGGAGCAGACUUUGGCCCAGGAGGCCUUACUGGACUCCCAGCCAGCUCCCACUCUGGUGCAGGCCCCCAUUCCCUUCCAGUCCCAGCUGGUUCCUGGGAGUUACGGAGGGGGAGUGGGCGUUGUAACCACCGCGACAGCUGCGUUCCCUGCAGGCCAGUUUCUGCAAGGGGUGUCACAGUUGCCCAAUGGGUCCACCCAGCACAUCCAGGUGUUGGGCUCAUUUGGUACAGGCAGUGGUGUGAUGACUCUGAGUAGCUUGGAGAGGACUCCUCAGAUUGUGUUGAGGCAGGGGACCCCUGUAGCGGCAGCAGGGGCCACACCAGGGGGGCAGGUCUUCACCCAAACACAAGGACAAGUAGGCCAGGUGGGCCUACCUUUCAAAAACAUCCCCCUUCAAAACAUCAUAAUCCAGAGAGGCCCAGGAGGGGCCCAGACUCUUGUCAGGCCCAUCCAGCCCAAACCCCUCCAAGCUGGUUCUCAGACAGUCUACAGCCUUGGUCCCACCACCAUGGCUAACGUAGUUAAUCCUAAUGCCUCUGCACCUGUAGGACAGUUCACAGCUAAUGGCUCCAUAGUGGUGCAGCAGCCGCCCAUGGAGCAGCAACAGACACAGCCCCAGACAAACAUCACACCUGGACAGUUCCUGCUUCCCAACUCUUUAGCGCUUACGCCAGCAAGCACUAUCCACAAUGGCCCUGCUGACCCCAACCCAAAUGCCCUCAUUACCAGCCAGAACACGGUGCAGAUUAUCGCAGGGCAGAACUUCACUGCACAACCCGGAGGCCAGCUCAUUUUGAAUCAGGGCGUAGUCAGUGGGGGUCAGGUUGGAGGGGGAGCAGCCCAAACAUGGACAGGUGUUUCUUGUGCUAGUUCCACUCCUGUGCAGACGUCAUGCGCUCCUGGGCGGCUUACUCUGGUUGGUCCAGCAACGGCGGGGAUUGGUGGUCUAGGACAAGUGACGGCAAGUCCUGUGCAGCGCCUGCUAGUGACUCAGACCCAGAAUUGCACUUCUCUGUCACCCUUACCUGGAUCUACAGAACAGCAGGACUACAGACAGAAUUCUUCAUCACCUGCCCUCAAACAGGCACAGCUCAACAGCAUCCAAGGCAUUGCAACCAUGGCGCAAGAUUCAAAUCUAAACCCUCAGGUCAGUGCUCAGAAGAGACCUGCCCUUCAGCCACUUACAAGAGGAGGAAUGGUUUUACAGCAGCUGAGGAAGGAUCAUGCAGGAGUCCAGACCCCUGAUCUGCGCCGAUUUACGUCAAUUGAAGAUGCCCUGCAAAGACUCCUCCCAUACCAUGUGUUUCAGGGGUCACCACCCAGCCAGGAGGAGUUUUCACAAGUGGAUGAAGAAUUUGAGGUAGUUGCAACUCAGGUGUUGAUGAGGACUCAGUCCAUGGUGAACAAAUACAGACGGCUGCUCAUGGUGGAAGCCGAGCGUUUCAGCCCGUCAUCAGAAAUGGUGAUGAUUGACAGGACGUUCAACCAGGAGGAGCGCGGCAACCUGACGCAAGAUAAGCGCAUGGUACUAGUGGAUACAGAUACUUUCUUUGAGGAUUUCUGCUGUGGCAUGAAAUCGAAACGUUUCCAAGAUCCCCUCCCCUCUCAGUCGUUGAGUUGUGUUAAAAGUCAGUCAGAUAGAGGCUCUACAGAGCCGCCAUACAGGACAGACUCCCAGCCUGCGUAUGGAGACCCAGGAGGGGAAAGAGCUGCAUGUUCAGGUGCAGCAGAUAAACUCCACCCUCCACACUUAGACAACAAAAGAGUCAUAGAACUGAAGAGAUCCCAGCAACACUACGAGCCGAGCGGCAAUGACAACAACAGCCUUCCAGCUAACAGUUAUCAAGGUAACCCGUCACAUUUCACAGCAACAACAGGACAGACGCACUUUCAGGCGUCCCAACACUCGAUUCAGUCGCAGUACCCGUCUCAGCUCGACUCACCCGCUCACCCUGACACGGACUCUGCUUUGGAAGCGGCGGUUAACAGCAUCCUUGAAUGUUAAGACUGAUGCUCCGAUUCAUCCCUGAUGUAUGAUUUCACUUCUUUUAUGUGAGAGUGUGUCUGUUUUUUUUUUUUUUAUUUUGGGUCAACUUUCUUCUUGGUAACCCAGUGUGAAGAGAGGGAUUUUCUUUGUGUUACCAUCUCCGGCCAUGUAGAGUGUAUUUUCUGUAUCAUUUUGGGGGGUUAAGUAAUGAUGUAGGAGUCAAAUGUGCACUUAAAAAGACCUAUAAAGAUCCGGGAAUGUGUGCAAUGCAACACUUAAAAAAGAUGGAAAAUGUUGUUUUAUUUUAGUAUUUUUAAAGGGGUUUCAGUAGCUUGAAUUAUAACCCCUCUCUUCACACAAAAAACACACACCCUUAAUAUUUUGUGCCAGUUGAUUAACCUCACUACCUAUGCUAAAAACAGGGAUGAGGAGGAGGAACAAAAUGACAACUCUGUGCCUAAUAUUAGGUUUUUAUUUUGAAGUGUUUACAUGAAGAAGCUCUUUUCUAAAAAUGCCCUUCCUUUCAGCUCCUUCCUGCUUUACAUACAUGCACAGUGCACACAAACGUGCUUUACAUGUUCGAUAGAUCUGAGGUAAGUUUCUUUAAGAUGGAUAAGUAGAGGCAAAUUGCACUAAUCGUACCGUCACUCAUUUCAGGAACUACACGUCGAUAUAAAGUGUACGCAAGGCUUAACAGAAUGUGAACCAAAAUCUAUUCGCCUGCUUUCAGCUGCCUGCAACGGGAUAACCUCUUACACUAGAAACCAGUCACAUUUAGAGUUUUACUGUAACAUCAGUGUAGUUUACAGGCAGUGGAUUUUUAUUUUGGAAUGAGCAAUCCAAAAUAAAGAAAAAAACAAGCUGGGGAAGCAACUGAAAGCUGUGCCCGUGGCCCUUUCAGGAAGUUCUGAAACUAAAAACAGUUUUUCAUUUUCUGUCUCUGAUUUUUCAUUUUCUAUUUCUCUUAUUUUGUUUCCCAAAAUGUAAUCAGUAAAUGAGAAGCGGUUUUAAAUUCAUCUUAGCAUUUUUAUGUUCGGAUCGGACAAAAAGGAAAAUCAUAAAAUAGGGUUGUAUCAUUGAGCAGAACUUGCAACUCUUGCGGUAAUAAAUACAGACACACAGGCCAGCACCUUUUUACCAUAAAAUCCAAAGUAUAAAUUGUUGUGGUAUGCAAGCUACAGCCUGUUUGACGAUUUCCAGUCAGCAAAGUCCACAAUGUAGUGAGUUUUUGCAGCCAUGUCACUCUUUCAGUACCAUGUGUUUGCCCUGUAUGGAGUUUGCACAACUUCUAGCUACAAUACAGUAAUCAAACUAGUGAUGAAACUGACUCAGCCUCGGAUUUGCUCUGCCCCUCUCUGCCUGCCACUUGUCCUUACUGAGGAUUGUUCCAACCAAACCAGCAUUCAAUGGUAGUGGUAACACUAAUAGUAUACUUCCUGUUUUCUUUAGAUUCAUGAUUAUGACCUAACAAGGAAGGAAAGCAGUGAAAAAGUGGUGACAAACAUGGAUGGCCUGGUCUGUUUGUAGUUCACAUUGAAUGGGAUGAAUUUUCGAUCACAUUUGAUUGUGAGAUGUUGUGACAGCUGCAUGCACUAGCAUGUCUUGGCACUUCUUACUGGCAUAUAAGUCACCCCUGUGUGUGAGCUUUUAGGUGAAAAAUAGUUAUUAAAAGUGAGGCUAAUACACUGGAUUCUAUGGUAUGUGGAAAAACAGUUGGUACGUUUGUUAGCAUGCUUUUCUGAGGGCAACACCUCCACGUCACAAAAACAGGACAUAAAACAAGUAUGGUCUGUGUGUUUAACAACGCACAGAUUUUUAAUAUUAAAAAAGAAAUCCAAAAUCAAGAAACAAGCUGUUGACCAAUUACUAUGAAAAAAUAGAAAAACAACUGCUUUUUCAGGCAGUUCAUCAUAAAUUUGGAAUCAAAAACAGAAAAAAAACUUUUUUAUUUUCUAAAAAGAAAAGAAUAAAUUAAAAACUGUUUUUAAUUUUAUUGCAUUUGUGUUCAGAUAAAAAAAGAAAGAUCAAAGAACAGA
Molecule: messenger RNA, 6504 nt
Organism: Cheilinus undulatus (humphead wrasse)
Lineage: Eukaryota; Metazoa; Chordata; Actinopteri; Labriformes; Labridae
Gene: bicral
Product: BRD4 interacting chromatin remodeling complex associated protein like
Exons: 12
Coding region: 2117-4486 (789 amino acids)
Biological process (GO): positive regulation of DNA-templated transcription
Cellular component (GO): SWI/SNF complex
Source: RefSeq, a predicted model, not a curated record